AUGAGCACAAACAGCUCGAGGAGCCGGAAAAGACGUGCGGGGACUCCUCCAGAUAGCAGCAAUAAUAAGACUACAAAGACAACAAGCACUACCGUCUAUAAUCGGAACUUUGAGCAGAAGUUGAUUGAUCACGGUGUUUACCCACCUGGAUAUAAAUACCCUGAUGGCCGGAAACCGGCAAAGCCGAGUAACUGGCAGGAGCUCAAUGACCGGCUGGCGCAGCCCCGAGCUUCACUCUCGCCGUCAAAGUUUUCGGAGGAACAAUUUGAAGAAUUUGUAGAGGCAGAUGUGAAUGCGUCCAAGGAGAAAUCUAUUGUACGCUUGGCUAUCCCGAUUAUCGAAGGCCGCGUUGAUGAUACUAGGUGCAUGGGGGGCGACUACCCAUUUGGCAACCUUGCUACUCUAACAGACGGAACACUUGCAAACGCAAAACCAGAUCACUUCUUUGGCGCCCGGCCUGAGCAGCUCAACCAUAAAAUCCGCGAUGAGCUUAGCGAGUUCGUUAUCCCGUCGACCCAGAGCUCCCUUCCGAUAGCUCCAAACUUCUUUCUUGAAACUAAGGGCCCCGAUGGAUCCCUUGCUGUUGCUACUCGGCAAGCCUGUUACCAUGGCGCGCUAGGUGCCCGAGGAAUGCACAAGCUUCAGUCGUAUAAGCAAGAUGAACUAUCUAGGGACAAUAAUGCCUAUACAAUAACGUCAAUCUACCAUGGAGGUCAACUCAAGCUCUACACAACACACCCCACUGCUCCCCGAGAAAGCGAUGGGCGUCCUGAAUACAUUAUGACUUCACUAAGAUCAUUUGCCAUGGCGGAUAGCCUGGAUACUUUUCGGGGUGGUGCAACUGCAUAUCGAAAUGCACGGGAUUGGGCGAAAGAACAGAGGGAUGAGUUUAUUAAAUCUGCAAACGAGAGACACACGCAAGCUCCCUCUGAACCUCUCUCAUCUGAACGUGAACCAACUUCUGAACCCACUGUCGUCUUGGAGGACUCUGAUACACUAGCUACAUCUGAUGAGGCUGGACUUCACGAUGCUGGACUUCACGAUGCUGAGUGGAGCUUUGCACAUCCCAAUGACAAUGUUGAGGAUGCUUCGAGACAUACAAGAGCCGAGCCAACCAAUAACUAG
Molecule: messenger RNA, 1125 nt
Organism: Trichophyton benhamiae CBS 112371
Lineage: Eukaryota; Fungi; Ascomycota; Eurotiomycetes; Onygenales; Arthrodermataceae
Exons: 1
Coding region: 1-1125 (374 amino acids)
Source: RefSeq, a predicted model, not a curated record